Penicillium oxalicum is the source of this 1491-nucleotide messenger RNA. It is a transcript of the gene gwt1, whose product is annotated as putative GPI anchor biosynthesis protein Gwt1. The transcript has 2 exons. Gene Ontology annotation, cellular component: membrane; endoplasmic reticulum. The coding region runs from base 1 to 1491 and encodes 496 amino acids. The record is from RefSeq and is a predicted model, not a curated record. Gene Ontology annotation, molecular function: glucosaminyl-phosphatidylinositol O-acyltransferase activity. Gene Ontology annotation, biological process: GPI anchor biosynthetic process; protein localization to plasma membrane. NCBI's taxonomy places the organism in Eukaryota, Fungi, Ascomycota, Eurotiomycetes, Eurotiales, Aspergillaceae.
AUGGAUCCCACGUACAAGGCCCGGAAAGAGGCCUUUGUGUCCAAUCUCGCAGGAAGCAACCUCUCCGACAUCAACGCUGUCGCUUUUGUCGCACCAGCAUCAGUUCUUCUUUGGUCGGCACUCCAAUCUCGAUUGUCCUUCUUCACGCCCUACAGCCCGGCCGCGCUUUUGACUGAUUUCAUUCUCAAUGUCCUGGCCAUUCUUUUCGCAACCACCGCUUAUUCAUCCGCGCCCGUCCUCUUGAAUAUCUUCUUGAUCACCCCGGCCGUUCUGCUCUAUCUCACUCAGCCCCCUCAUCGCUCCCAACAAAAGGCCAAGCCUCCCCGCAAGACCGUCAAUACAGAUGGCUCAUCCCCAGACCAGGCAGGGUCCCUGCCCGUUCAUCCUUUUCUCACAACCUACCGUGCUGCUAUGAUGAUCAUCACCUGCGUUGCGAUUCUGGCAGUCGAUUUCCGGGUGUUUCCCCGUCGUUUUGCCAAGGUCGAAAACUGGGGCACAUCAUUGAUGGAUUUGGGGGUGGGCUCCUUUGUUUUCUCUGCCGGUGUGGUCUCAGCCCGGGCGGUGCUCAAGAGUCGUGCUUCUCAGUCCAAGAAGACGCCCUUCAUUGGGCGACUGAUUCAGUCAGCACGCCAUUCGAUUCCCCUGCUCGUCCUGGGUCUCGUUCGCCUGUGGAGUGUGAAAGGUCUGGACUAUGCCGAGCAUGUGACCGAAUACGGUGUCCAUUGGAACUUCUUCUUCACUUUGGGCUUCUUGCCUCCCUUUGUGGAGGUCUUUGACUCGUUGACUGCCCUGAUCCCAUCAUACGAAGCCCUGGCGGUCAUCAUCGCCAUUGCGUAUCAGGUAGCUCUCGAGUCUACCAAUCUCAAGAGCUACAUUCUAGUGUCCCCCCGCGGUCCGGACCUCUUGUCCAAGAACCGGGAGGGAGUUUUCUCUUUCCUGGGCUAUCUGGCCAUAUUCCUCGCGGGGCGAGGCGUGGGGACCCGCAUCAUCCCUCGGGGCACUUCUUCUACUCAAACUCCUCGGCAAGCCCGGAACUCGGUGAUCACGAGCCUGGGGAUUCAGGUGGCCUUUUGGCUGACAAUGUUUUUCUUCAAUUCCUCGUACGCAUUUGGGUACGGAGCGAACAUUCUGGUUUCCCGGCGACUGGCUAACAUGCCAUAUGUCUUGUGGGUCGCUGCUUUCAACAGCGCACAACUGCUGCUGUUCUGUCUCGUGGAGACGAUCUUCUUCCCCUCGGUGCACCGCGCCACUGGUCUGGAAGGAGAGCAGGAACGAAACGCUUUUGCGACUAGUCCGAUCCUCCAUGCCUUCAACCGGAGUGGUCUAGCGAUCUUCCUGGCGGCUAAUCUGCUCACUGGCCUCGUCAAUUUGACCGUUCCAACAUUGGAUGUCAAAACACCCCAAGCGAUGGCUAUCUUGGUGGUGUACACAGGUGUCUUGACUGGUCUUGCCCUGGUCAUGGACAAGUACAAUGUCAAACUCCGUCUGUAG